Messenger RNA from Schistocerca gregaria, 701 nucleotides. RefSeq names its product peritrophin-1-like. NCBI's taxonomy places the organism in Eukaryota, Metazoa, Arthropoda, Insecta, Orthoptera, Acrididae. The record is from RefSeq and is a predicted model, not a curated record. The coding region runs from base 60 to 701 and encodes 213 amino acids. The transcript is spliced from 2 exons. Gene Ontology annotation, cellular component: extracellular region. Gene Ontology annotation, molecular function: chitin binding.
AGCAGUGUGUUAAUUCUCUCUUUUCUGCGAUUUCUGUGGAACAAGGUGACAAUUCAUGGAUGCAUAAAGAAUCUCCUUCUAAACGCCUCAUCUGUGAUGCAAUUGGAGAGUGCCCUAAAUCGCAUCAUCAUGUUCCAGCUAGACAUCUGCCACACCAAACGAACUGUAGCUUAUUUUGUGCUUGUGAUAAAGGGAUCCCCUUACAGAUGGAGUGCCCUGCAGGUCUUGAGUUCAAUCCUGUUUUGGAAGUAUGCGACUAUCCACACCGCGCUGGAUGCCUGAGCAAACAGACUGGUUCAGAGUGGGCUCACACACCAGUAAACAAAAAUGUUUUGCCAAUAUUAUCCUGUGAUGCUGUUGGGUCUUGUUCUGCUGAAACUCACAGUCCAAAGACUGUGCUGCUACCUCACCGCACAAACUGUAAUUUGUUUUGCGUUUGUGAACGAGGCCGGCUUAUUACACAAAGUUGCCCCACUGGGCUGGAGUUCAAUCCUCAUCUACAGGUCUGUGAUUGGCCCACGAAAUCAGGAUGUUCUACUAAGCAGCAUCCGACAACUCAAAUUCCUUGGGUCUUUUCGACUGAGCCCCAUUCAGCAGGUGGAUGUGAUUCACUGUCCCAAUGGGAUGGUAUUCCACCCUCAUCUGAAAGUGUGUGUGUGGCCGUCCCAGUCCAAGUUCCUGACCGCAUUCACUCCCACUAA